AUGGCGACACAGCCAAAGAGCGUUUCAGAGUUAGAUACCAAUCAAACGAAUAUGUCGCUUAAAUCAACAUGGCUCUUGAGUCCUGCAAUGUCCUUAUUUUAUCCAAGGGAGGGGAACUUUAUUCGCUACAAAAGUCAAAACAGGUUUUCAGUAGGAUUCGAAUUGCUUGUUUCAUAUCUGUUUUAGCUUUAAUGUUGGUUUUAGUUUGAUGAUAGCAUGCUUGAUACUUGUAAAUGACUGAUUGCGUAUUGUGGAGCCCGCCCACCUAAAGGGACCGGUUAAGCUUAAACGGACUAAUUAGGCGCUCUGAGACAGUCACGCUGCCUUACCGUACCGCUCGUCUGCAACCUUAACCAGCACUCUGCAGCGUGCAGCCAACUUCAUACAUCCGAAUAUUACAAGACAGACGAUUUCCCGUUUGAUUUUUUUCCAUGGCUCCCUUGAUAUUCAUGCUUUUUUCUAUUUACGGAGUUCUCAAUGGCCAAGAGAGCAGAGACCCCAUAUCCAUGGAGGAUUGCUGUAAGGACGGACGAGACCGAGGCCAGGAGAGCCAGGACUGCUCAAGCCUGCCACUCAUCUCCGAGUCCACUACCUGCAGAAUAGCCCAGGAGCAGUGCUGUGCAGCAGUGCUGGAGGACACCAGCUGCACUAGUGGCAUAAACAUGGCCAAGGACCAAGGUGCCUGCGAGGCCCUUCUCACAGGCAGCACCUGUGAGGCAAAGACUGCUAAGAUGUGCUGCGACUGCUGCUUGCUAGGGAAGGCAGCGCAGGAGACGGGCAUGGCCUGUGACCACAGUCUCUCCGUGAGCUACCAGUGUGGCCUGGUGUCCCGCGCCUGCUGCAAUUAUGGGAGCCCGGAGCUGGAGGGCAACGGCACCCUGUCAGGUGACGCCCAGGACAACAACUCUUCACAGGUCUCAGGCACGGGAUCUGACUCUGCAGACCUCUCCGAGCCCAACGAGCUGUGCAAAGAGGCUAAGUGUGGUCAGAAGUGUGAAGGUAAUGGCACCUGUGCCUGCCAUGCAGGGUUUAAACUCAAACCAGAUGGGAAAGCCUGUGAAGAUAUAAACGAGUGUCUGCUGGGCAGUUACAGCUGUCGGCCCGGGGAGCGAUGCAUCAACACGCUGGGCUCAUACCGCUGCCAACGCGAUGUCAGCUGUGGCACGGGCUACGAGCUAACCGACAGCAACCAAUGCAAAGACAUUGAUGAAUGCGAGACUGGUACACAUAACUGUCCUGCAGAGUUUGCAUGCCAGAAUACUCCGGGAUCGUUCCGGUGUCGGCCCAAAGUGCAGUGUGGAGAUGGCUACAUACAGGACGCCCUGGGCAGCUGCAUUGACAUUAACGAGUGCCUGAGCCAGAGUGGGCCCUGUCCCACUGGACAGAUGUGCUUCAACACCGUGGGCUCCUACACCUGCCAGAGAAACUCUGUAAGCUGUGGACGUGGGUACCACCUCAACGAAGAGGGCACUAGAUGUGUGGACAUUGAUGAGUGCACACAACCCGAUGGUUCCUGUGCUGGCCAUGGCUGUAUUAACCUGGUGGGCUCAUAUCGCUGUGAGUGUCGCAGUGGCUACAUCUUCAACAGCAUCUCCAGGGUCUGUGAAGACAUCAAUGAGUGCAGGCACUAUCCUGGCCGCCUGUGUGCCCACAAGUGUGAAAAUAUUCUCGGGUCCUACAAAUGCAGCUGUACCACAGGCUUCAAACUCUCCAGUGAUGGCAGAAAUUGUGAUGAUGUUAAUGAGUGUGAGAGCAACCCUUGUAGCCAAGAGUGUGCCAAUGUCUAUGGCUCCUACCAGUGCUAUUGUCGCCGUGGAUACCAGCUCAGCGAUGUAGAUGGCAUCACCUGUGAGGAUAUUGACGAGUGUGCACUUCCCACUGGGGGGCACAUCUGCUCUUAUCGCUGUCACAACAGUCCGGGGAGCUUCCACUGCUCGUGUCCUGACACAGGCUACACACUAGCCCCCAAUGGACGCAGCUGCCAGGAUGUGGAUGAGUGUUUGGCAGGGACACACACCUGCACAGAAUCAGAGAGCUGCUUCAACGUUCAGGGUGGAUUCCGCUGCCUGUCGUUCACCUGUCCUCCCAACUACCGGCGCUCCGGAGAGACCAGGCCGAGGGUCGAGAGAGCUGACACCAUCCGCUGUGUCAAGUCCUGCCAGCCUAACGACAUCAGCUGUGUCCUGGACCCAGUACACUCAAUUUCCCACACUGUCAUCUCCCUGCCCACCUUCAGAGAGUUCACCAAACCAGAAGAGAUCGUUUUCCUGAGAACCAUGUCUCCAGCACACUCACUGCCUCAACUCGGCUCUUCAGACAUUGUCUUUGACAUCCUGGAGGGGAACAUGCAGAACUCCUUCGACAUCCUCAAGCGCUAUGAGCAUGGAAUGAUCGUGGGGGUCGUGCGUCAGGUGAAGCGCGUCAUCGGCCCAGUGGACAUCGUGCUGAAGCUGGCCAUGAACUACGUCACGUCUGGGGUCGUCUCGCAUCGGAACAUCGUCAACGUCCACAUCUUUGUGUCCGAGUUCUGGUUCUAAGUGGGGGAGACGCCUACUCUUUCCCAUUCCCAGUUCCGUUCACACCAUCCCCUGAAGUACAUGCACCCACACAUUUAGGCGAAUGCAACAAUGACAUGCACACUCACUCACGUACCCAAGCACAAAACUGACAUGUUCAAAUUCACAACAACACGUAAGAUGUCGAAAUGAAUGAGUUCACGUGAUUAUUAUUUGCAUGCAACAUGUAAAAAGCUCAUUAGCCUGGAAGAUCUUACAUGUUUGUGUUCUUAUGGUGAGAAAUCACUUGCUGCUUUUUUUUUACCUUUCUUUUGAUUAUACACAGAACAAAUCUUCCUGAUCUUUUAAGAUGCAGUAUGCUAGGUCUUAAGUGCAUGGCUGAGUGUGCACAUAUGAGCAAGCUUGACCAUGCCCAAGCUUUAUGACAUGGUGUAAACUAUGAGGACUUCACAACAUUGGAAUGAUGAAAUGAAAAAAAGUUGAAUGUACCUGUGAUCCUUGGUUGUGAUGUAUUCAUUCAUAUUGUAUUCAGUUACAUAUCACAAUUCAUUAUGUAAGGAUCAAUUGAUGAAUAAAAUGUUUACUAUUUGA
This is a messenger RNA of Alosa sapidissima (American shad), 3107 nucleotides long. RefSeq names its product fibulin 1 (gene fbln1). Gene Ontology annotation, biological process: extracellular matrix organization. The coding region runs from base 432 to 2537 and encodes 701 amino acids. The transcript has 17 exons. Gene Ontology annotation, molecular function: peptidase activator activity; calcium ion binding. Gene Ontology annotation, cellular component: extracellular region. Lineage: Eukaryota; Metazoa; Chordata; Actinopteri; Clupeiformes; Clupeidae. The record is from RefSeq and is a predicted model, not a curated record.